Molecule: messenger RNA, 828 nt
Organism: Alnus glutinosa
Lineage: Eukaryota; Viridiplantae; Streptophyta; Magnoliopsida; Fagales; Betulaceae
Exons: 1
Coding region: 118-600 (160 amino acids)
Cellular component (GO): nucleus
Source: RefSeq, a predicted model, not a curated record
CUCAAACAUCUACACCGAUGGCCCGUACCUUCUGGCGCCAAAAGCGAUAUUCUCCCGCCAUAUUAACUCACCGCACAAGUACCACCGAAUCCUGAACCUCAGAACAAGCUGUGAACAAUGGGCAACGAAGGCAAGCAGUACUGGCUUUUGAAGACGGAGCCAGGAGAGUGGUCGUGGGAGGACCAAGCAGCCAACGGAGGCGUGACCAAGUGGGACGGUGUCAAGAACAAGCAAGCCCAGAAACACCUCAAGUCCAUGAAGCUCACCGACCUCUGCUUCUUCUACCACUCCGGCGCCAAGGCCCGCCGCGUCGUCGGCGUGGUGACCGUCGUGAAAGAGUGGUAUGGUGACGGGGAUGCUGGCGGUGGUGCAGUGGAUGUGAAGGAAGUCGGGGAGAUGAGGAGCCCGGUAGACUUGAAGGAGAUGAAGGGGGAUCGUGGGUUGAAUGGUUUCGCUCUGUUUAGGCAGCCGAGGCUGUCGGUUUUGCCGGUUCCGGAGGAAGUGUGGGAAAGGGUUUGUGACUUGGGAGGUGGGUAUGAAGGCGAUGGGAAAGAUGAUCGUGUUCAAGAUGAUGAUGGAGGUGAUGGAGGAGAAGAUUAGACCCCAGCAUUAGGUGCUUGAUAGGUGUUUGUAAAUUUGCCCCAAUAUCCUCACUUCCUUCUUUUUGUAGCAAAAAUUACUGGGAAGUAUGAUGUAGCUUGUUUUGUUUAGUGCUUUUGUUUUGGUUUAUAGUGUUUUGGCGGAAAGGGAAAAGCACGUUGGGUUUGGGGGAAAUGUAAGUUUUAUAUGUCUAGAAAGUAGAUGUGAAGUAAGGAGUUUUUAGCUUGA